Messenger RNA from Lucilia sericata (common green bottle fly), 673 nucleotides. RefSeq names its product sarcocystatin-A-like. The transcript is spliced from 3 exons. NCBI's taxonomy places the organism in Eukaryota, Metazoa, Arthropoda, Insecta, Diptera, Calliphoridae. Bases 209 to 607 code for a protein of 132 amino acids. The record is from RefSeq and is a predicted model, not a curated record. Gene Ontology annotation, molecular function: cysteine-type endopeptidase inhibitor activity.
UCUAAUAAAUCCAAAAACACGAAAAAAAUAAGAAUAAUUAAAAAUAAAUUUAAAAAAUCAAAACAUCACAAACAGCUUCUCUCUGUGUGAGAUGCCGUAAAAACAAGUGAAUUAAUAUAAAAUGCAACUAGUAGCACAACUUUUAACAGUCUAGUCUAAUAUUUUAAGAAGAAAAGAACAAAACAAAAAAAAUUAUUGUUUUUUUAAAAUGAAUAAGUUCUUAAUUUGUUUAUACUUCGCUUUGGUUGUUGCGAUUUCCAGCAGCACUGCCCGACCAGUAGAUGAGCAAGUUGCCUUUAAAGUACGGGGUGGUGUACGAAAAGUAGAUGUUACUGCUUCUAAUGAUGCUGAAAAAGCUUUGCUACUUUCUCUAUCAAAACUAGCAGCUGGCGAUGGACCAUAUUUAAGAUUGGAGAAAAUUCAUUCAGCUACUACACAAAUAGUUUCUGGCUCUAAAUAUCAAAUCAAUGCUGAUUUCAUUGACAAUGAUGAAAAAUUGAAAAAUUGUGAUGUUACCAUCUGGGCUCAGCCCUGGCAGGAAAAGGGUAUUCAGGUGACUUUUGAAUGUAAAGGUGAAGAAAAAAUUGUAAUAAAACACGAUCCUUAAAAUAUGUUCUAAAUAAAGAUAUUUUUUAUCCUCGAUAAUAAAUUGUGUUCUGAUUGCAAAAUAAUA